UAGUCUCAAAUCUCAGCAGGAGCGGCAGGAAAGGACGCGGAAGGACCACAAGCCCCAGAAGCCCUCGCGGCCACUCUUCUCCCUCCCCUCAGGAGUCUGAGUGCUGUUUUUGUUGUUGGUGAAAGGUGAGGGGAACAGCUGAUCCGUCUGUGGGAGGGCAGAUAUUUCAAGGGCAGGAUGGAAGAAUCAUCACUAAGCCGGGCACCAUCCCGGGGUGGAGUCAACUUUCUGAAUGUAGCUCGGACCUACAUCCCCAACACCAAGGUGGAAUGUCACUACACCCUUCCCCCAGGCACCAUGCCUAGUGCCAGUGACUGGAUUGGCAUCUUCAAGGUGGAAGCCGCCUGUGUUCGGGAUUACCACACUUUUGUGUGGUCUUCAGUGCCUGAAAGUACAACUGAUGGUUCUCCCAUCCACACCAGUGUCCAGUUCCAAGCCAGCUACCUGCCCAAACCAGGAGCCCAGCUCUACCAGUUCCGAUAUGUGAACCGCCAAGGUCGGGUGUGUGGGCAGAGCCCCCCUUUCCAGUUCCGAGAGCCAAGGCCCAUGGAUGAACUGGUGACCCUGGAGGAAGCAGAUGGUGGCUCUGACAUCCUUCUGGUGGUCCCCAAGGCAACUGUGUUGCAGAACCAGCUGGAUGAGAGCCAGCAAGAACGGAAUGACCUGAUGCAGCUGAAGUUGCAGCUGGAGGGGCAGGUGACAGAGCUGAGAAGCCGAGUGCAGGAGCUCGAGAGGGCUCUGGCAACUGCCAAGCAGGAGCACACGGAGCUGAUGGAGCAGUACAAGGGGAUUUCCCGGUCCCAUGGGGAGCUCACAGAAGAGAGGGACAUCCUGAGCAGGCAACAGGGAGACCAUGUGGCACGUAUCCUGGAGCUGGAGGAUGACAUCCAGACCAUCAGUGAGAAAGUGCUGACAAAGGAGGUGGAGCUGGACAGGGUUAGAGACACAGUGAAAGCCCUAACUCGGGAACAAGAGAAACUCCUUGGGCAACUGAAGGAAAUGCAAGCAGACAGGGAGCAAAGUGAGGCUGAGCUCCAAAUGGCACAGCAGGAGAACCAUCACUUAAAUUUGGAGCUACAGGAGGCCAAGAGCCAGCAAGAGGAACAGCGUGCUCAGGUCCAGCGACUAAAGGACAAAGUGACCCAGAUGAAAGAUACCCUAAGCCAGGCACAGCAGCGAGUGGCUGAGCUGGAGCCCCUGAAGGAGCAGCUUCGAGGGUCCCAGGAGCUUGCUGCCUCAAGCCAGCAGAAGGCCACCCUCCUUGGGGAGGAGUUGGCCAGUGCAGCUGCAGCCAGAGACCGCACCAUAGCCGAGUUACACCGCAGCCGCCUGGAAGUGGCUGAAGUCAACGGCAGGCUGGCUGAGCUCAGUUUGCACUUGAAGGACGAAAAAUGCCAGUGGAGCAAGGAGCGAGCAGGGCUGCUGCAGAGUGUGGAGGCAGAGAAGGACAAGAUCUUGAAGCUGAGUGCAGAGAUACUUCGACUGGAGAAGGCAGUUCAGGAGGAAAGGACCCAGAAUCAAAUGUUCAAGGCUGAACUGGCCCGGGAAAAGGAUUCUAGCCUGGUACAGUUGUCAGAGAGUAAGCGGGAGUUAACAGAGCUGCGGUCAGCCCUACGUGUGCUCCAGAAGGAAAAGGAGCAAUUACAGGAGGAGAAGCAGGAACUGCUAGAGUACAUGAGAAAGCUGGAGGCCCGCCUGGAGAAGGUGGCAGAUGAGAAGUGGAAUGAGGAUGCUGCCACAGAGGAUGAGGAGGCCACUGCAGGGCUGAGCUGCCCAGCAGCUCUGACAGACUCAGAGGAUGAGUCCCCAGAAGACAUGAGGCUUCCUCCCUAUGGCCUAUGUGAGCGUGGAGACGUGAGCUCCUCUCCUGCUGGGCCCCGAGAGGCUUCUCCCCUCGUUGUCAUCAGCCAGCCGGCUCCCAUUGCCCCCCACCUCUCAGGGCCAGCUGAGGACAGUAGUUCUGACUCGGAGGCUGAAGAUGAGAAGUCAGUCCUGAUGGCAGCUGUGCAGAGUGGGGGUGAGGAGGCCAACCUGCUGCUUCCUGAUCUGGGCAGUGCCUUCUAUGACAUGGCCAGCACCAUCUACCAUGGAGCCCAAAUUGCCCUGCAUCCCCUCUUUCCUGCCCCUACCCCUUCCCCAACCACCAGUGGCUUUGCCGUGGGUCCCAUGUCAGAGGCCAGCACCGGGGGCCCUGCCACUCCUCCAUGGAAGGAGUGUCCUAUCUGUAAGGAGCGCUUCCCUGCUGAGAGUGACAAGGAUGCCCUAGAGGACCACAUGGAUGGACACUUCUUUUUCAGCACCCAGGACCCCUUCACCUUUGAGUGAUCUCACCCCUCCCUAGUACAUGCACACACACACACACUCUCUCUCUCCUACACACUCACACACACAUGCACUUCAGUGUCGUGCCUGUUUUCCAUCACACUGGGCUCCAUGAUAUUCUGUUCUCUAAGAACUGCUUCUGGGCGCCCUGUUUUCACCCCAAGCUUUCUUACUUCAUCCUCUCCUCCCUGGCUUUUUUGUGUCAGGCAGGAGCCCUUCUCAGAAGCAGUGGCUGAAUGUUCCCCCUGAAAGCGGGGAAGAGCCAGGAUGGAGGAGGCCUUCCCCUGUGGGAGCAGAAUCAUCCAUUCCCAGCCCUGGUCGCUUCUGAUCCUCACACAGCCACUGCACACACACACUCACACACACUCCCCUCUCUGAUGCCCCAAAGCCAGUUCCUGGGGCACCCCACCCUCUCUUAUUUGGGGCUUAUGUUUGUUUACCCGAGUUUUCUCUGGGGCCUGCAUAGAGGCAGCAUGGACAUCGUGACCUCGUAGGUCUCUUUCGGUUCUCAGCAUCAUUUGUUCCUCUUUUUCUCCCUCUGUUGCCUUCUGUACCCCACUCCAGCCUUUUCCAUAGCCUUAGGUAUUAAGUUUGGAGGUUUCUUUUAUAUUUUAAGGAUUCCUGUACCCUGUCUCCUCCCCCUUGCCGGCCUCCCCGCCUUGUCCUCACUCCCACCCCUGUAACCUCACAUGGAGAGAAAUAAUGUAUUUGUGCCUUCUUGGAGGGAUGGGGGGAACAAGUGGUCCCUGGUGUCCUCCUUUCCCAGCCCCUCUUCCCUCUCCAGGUACCCCCACAGCAAUAAGAAUCCCUCCCUCAUGCCUUUCCCCUCUAUCUGUAGUUUGAAGUUUGGACAAAUAUAUUUAUAUGAUAUGUAAA
Molecule: messenger RNA, 3198 nt
Organism: Otolemur garnettii (small-eared galago)
Lineage: Eukaryota; Metazoa; Chordata; Mammalia; Primates; Galagidae
Gene: CALCOCO1
Product: calcium binding and coiled-coil domain 1
Exons: 16
Coding region: 178-2325 (715 amino acids)
Source: RefSeq, a predicted model, not a curated record